This is a messenger RNA of Pseudophryne corroboree (corroboree frog), 1524 nucleotides long. RefSeq lists its product as uncharacterized. Lineage: Eukaryota; Metazoa; Chordata; Amphibia; Anura; Myobatrachidae. The transcript has a single exon. The record is from RefSeq and is a predicted model, not a curated record. The coding region runs from base 1 to 1524 and encodes 507 amino acids.
AUGAACACUCAUUAUAAGACCCCUAUGAAUGCAGAGGUGGGGGCCCUGGAACGGAUGAACACUCUGUAUAAGACACCUAUGAAUGCAGAGGUGGGGGCCCUGGAACAGAUGAACACUCAGUAUAAGACCCCAAUGAAUGCAGAGGUAGGGGCCCUGGAACAUAUGAACACUCAGUAUAAGACCCCUAUGAAUGCAGAGGUGGGGGCCCUGGAACAGAUGAACACUCAGUAUAAGACUCCUAUGAAUGCAGAGGUGGGGGCCCUGAAUCAGAUGAACACUCAGCAUAAGACCCCUAUGAAUGCAGAGGUAGGGGCCCUGGAACGGAUGAACACUCAGUAUAAGACCCCUAUGAAUGCAGAGGAGGGGGCCCUGGAAUGGAUGAACACUCUGUAUAAGACACCUAUGAAUGCAGAGGUGGAGGCACGGGAACAGAUGAACACUCAGUAUAAGACCCCUAUGAAUGCAGAGGUGGAGGCCCUGGAGCAGAUGAACACUCAGUAUAAGACCCCUAUGAAUGCAGAGGUGGGGACCCUGGAACGGAUGAACACUCAGUAUAAGACCCCUAUGAAUGCAGAGGUGGAGGCCCUGGAGCGGAUGAACACUCUGUAUAAGACCCCUAUGAAUGCAGAGGUGGAGGCCCUGGAGUGGAUGAACACUCAGUAUAAGACCCCUAUGAAUGCAGAGGUGGGGGCCCUGGAACAGAUGAACACUCAGAAUAAGACCCCUAUGAAUGCAGAGGUGGGGGCCCUGGAGUGGAUGAGCACUCAGUAUAAGACCCCUAUGAAUGCAGAGGUGGGGGCCCUGGAACAGAUGAACACUCAGUAUAAGACCCCUAUGAAUGCAGAGGUGGAGGCCCUGGAGUGGAUGAGCACUCAGUGUAAGACCCCUAUGAAUGCAGAGGUGGAGGCCCUGGAACGGGUGAACACUCAGUAUAAGACCCCUAUGAAUGCAGAGGUGGGGGCCCUGGAACGGGUGAACACUCAGUAUAAGACCCCUAUGAAUGCAGAGGUGGGGGCCCUGGAACAGAUGAACACUCAGAAUAAGACCCCUAUGAAUGCAGAAGUGGGGGAUUUGGAACGGAUGAACACUCAGUAUAAGACCCCUAUGAAUGCAGAGGUGGGGGCCCUGGAACGGGUGAACACUCAGUAUAAGACCCCUAUGAAUGCAGAGGUGGAAGCCCUGGAACGGGUGAACACUCAGUAUAAGACCCCUAUGAAUGCAGAGGUGGAGGACCUGGAACGGGUGAACACUCAGUGUAAGACCCCUAUGAAUGCAGAAGUGGGGGAUUUGGAACAGAAGAAAACUCAGUAUAAGACCCCUAUGAAUGCAGAGGUGGAGGCCCUGGAAUGGAUAAACACUCAGUAUAAGACCCCUAUGAAUGCAGAGGUGGGGACCCUGGAACAGAUGAACACUCAGUAUAAGACCCCUAUGAAUGCAGAGGUGGGGACCCUGGAACGGGUGAACACUCAGUAUAAGACCCCUAUGAAUGUAGAGGUGAGGGCCCUGGAACGGGUGAACUCUUAG